UGGAGUGGUAGCUCGAGGCUUGGAGAAACAUUUCAAAGUGGAACAGAGGUUAUUUCUGUUAAAUAUGCUUGUCGGGGUUUGUGAUGAAGAGAGUCGUAUAAGUGCAACAGAAGCUCUUGGUUUGGUGCCCUCUCAAGAAGGUAUUGGUGAUGGACAGGAAAGCAAGUAUACAUGAAAAGUGGUAUCUUGUGAAAACCCUUUUUGCAACAGAUGUCUCUCGUGCGGUCUAUAGGCAUGUGGCAUCUGCUUGCAACUGAUGCAUGCAUAAGUCUUCUGGUUGUAUCAUGGGAGGAAUGAAGCGAAGCAGAGAGGACUACAUUGCCGGUGGUGAGGUUUCUCUGGGUUACAGAGCACCGUCUUGGAGCAGAGGCCAAUUGCUUGGCCGUGGAGGGUUUGGUUCUGUUUUCGUUGCCAAACUGAAGAAACCCUGUUUGGGAUUUCCUCCAAUCAUGGCUGUGAAAUCAGAAAACGCGGCUUCUGGGCCAUCUUCACUCUCAACUGAACAACGGUUUCUUCAGGCUUUAAAAGGGUGUCCUAAUGUGGUUCAAUACUUUGGAUCAGACAUCACAACCACCAACUCUGGUGACAUCAUCCUCAACGUUUUUCUUGAACUUGCUUCAGGAAGCUUGGCAGAUUUCAUCAAGAAAUAUGGUUCUGGUACUGGAAUGCCUGAGGUUCUAGUCAGGAAUUGUACGCGGUCUAUUUUGAUUGGAAUGAAGCAAGUUCAUGACCGUGGAUUUGUACAUUGUGAUAUUAAGCCUCACAAUGUCCUGUUAGUACCUAAUGGGGAUGGUUAUGUUGCUAAAGUUGCGGACUUUGGGUUGGCAAAGAGGCAGAAUGUGAGGGAUGCUAGUGGUGUCAGAGGCACACAUUUGUUCUUUUCUCCUGAGAUGGUGAGGGAUGGAAUUCAGGAAGCACCUUCAGAUAUUUGGGCACUUGGGUGUAGUGUGGUGAUGAUGUUGACUGGAAAACCACCGUGGGCUUCUACCUCUAAAUCCGAACUUAUGUCUCGGAUAGCUACUGAGUCACCGACGACCACCCCAUAUCUCAAAAGCAGCCCAGAACUUCUUGAGUUGCUGCUUUGUGAGGCAUCCUGUGAAGAGGUUGACGGCUACAGAGCUAUUGAGUCACAUCUUUUUACUGGAAUCAGAUGAGGGUGACAAAGUAUACAUUCAAGAAAAGGCUAGGGUUUCAGAUGAGAAGAGUCCUCAAUCACAACGUUGUCCUUCAGCUUUGCCGAGUUUUAUACCUCUUCCUUCUUCAUCAUCUGAGGAGGAAGAAGAGCACAUCCCUGCUGCAGCGAAGCGAGCAUGUUACAGACAGAUCCAUCCUGUGGCAAUCAUGGGUUGCCAACCUCCCGUCACUUUUACUGUUCGUGCGAAUUGAGACAGCAAACAUUUUGUUUGCAUUUGUAAAUCAUUUUUUCAUUGUAAUUGAUUAUUUUUUUUUUUUGUUUUCAGAAGUUGUAUAGUAAUCAAUUAGUAAAUAUAAAGAAUUUUGCGUUUCUGGUUCU
This is a messenger RNA of Quercus robur (English oak), 1513 nucleotides long. RefSeq names its product mitogen-activated protein kinase kinase kinase 20-like. The coding region runs from base 261 to 1154 and encodes 297 amino acids. Gene Ontology annotation, biological process: protein phosphorylation. The transcript is spliced from 4 exons. Lineage: Eukaryota; Viridiplantae; Streptophyta; Magnoliopsida; Fagales; Fagaceae. Gene Ontology annotation, molecular function: ATP binding; protein kinase activity. The record is from RefSeq and is a predicted model, not a curated record.